Molecule: messenger RNA, 1590 nt
Organism: Morus notabilis
Lineage: Eukaryota; Viridiplantae; Streptophyta; Magnoliopsida; Rosales; Moraceae
Product: exo-poly-alpha-D-galacturonosidase
Exons: 3
Coding region: 37-1428 (463 amino acids)
Biological process (GO): carbohydrate metabolic process
Molecular function (GO): polygalacturonase activity
Source: RefSeq, a predicted model, not a curated record
AGACCUAACUAACAAACAAAUAUUCCCAAAGCAAAAAUGGCUAGAAGAGGGAGAAUCCUCUUAUAUCUCCAUCUCUUCCCACUAUUCUCCCUGGUCCAAUCCCUCUCCGACACGUCGCCAACCUUCUUAGUCACCAACUUCGGAGCCACCGGCGACGGCCGCCACUACGACACCGCCGCAAUCCAAUCCGCCAUCGACGCGUGUCCCGCUCGGACCGCCUGCCUCGUGUCGUUUCCUCCGGGGACGUUCCUGACGGCGACGAUCCACCUCAAGUCCGGCAUAGUUCUGGACGUCCGGGAGGGCGCGACGAUCCUUGGCGGCGCGAGGAUCGAGGACUACCCGGGGGAGCGGUCGCGGUGGUACGUGGUGCUGGCGGAGAACGCCAGCGACGUCGGGAUCACCGGAGGCGGCGCCGUCGACGGCCAGGGAUUGGCCUUCGUUGAGAGGUUUGAUGAGCGGAAGAACGUCAUGGUCAGCUGGAACCGCACCGGCGCUUGCUCCGGCGACGAGUGUCGUCCUAGGUUGGUUGGAUUCGUCGGUUGCAGGAACGUCAGGGUUUGGAACGUUACCUUCACCAAGCCCGCUUAUUGGUGCUUGCAUAUAUUGGGAUGUGAAAACACAACCAUUCAUGAUGUUUCAAUCUACGGAGAUUUUAACACACCGAAUACUGAUGGGAUAGAUAUUGAGGAUUCAAAUAAUACACAAAUCACAAGAUGCCACAUCGAUACAGGAGACGAUGCAAUCUGUCCGAAGACAUAUUCUGGCCCUCUUAUAAAUUUAACCACCACCGACUCUUGGAUUAGAACAAAGUCUUCAGCAAUCAAACUUGGUAGUGCCAGUUUGUUUGAUUUCAAAGGCCUUGUGUUUGACAAUAUUACCAUUGUAGAUUCUCACAGAGGACUGGGAUUUCAGAUUCGUGAUGGAGGAAAUGUUAGUGAUGUAACAUUUUCAAAAAUCAACAUCAGCACAAGAUACUAUGAUCCAUCAUGGUGGGGGAGAGCAGAGCCUAUUUAUGUGACUACUUGCCCACGGAACUCAAGUUCUAAGGAGGGUUCUAUCUCAAACGUACUCUUUGUUAACAUCACUGUAAAUUCCGAAAAUGGCAUCUUCUUAUCAGGCUCGAAAGGCGGAGUACUUAGAAACUUGAGAUUCAUCAACGUGAAUCUCACUUACAGACGAUGGACAAAGUAUGCUGGUGGCGUGGUUGACUAUCGACCGGGGUGCCAGGGACUAGUUAAUCGCAGCUCGGCUGGAUUCUUGAUGGAACACAUCGAUGGAUUGGAGGUCAAAAAUGUAAACAUGAGAUGGAAUGAUGAUCGAUCGAAGCGGUGGAACAUUCCUUUGGAUUUCAGGUCUGCAACUGUAAAUAACAUAUCUCUGCUUAAUUUCCAUUCGGGUUUGUUCAAACAAUGGCAAACAGGGAAAUGAGCAAGAGCCAUUGGAUGAUGCCAUUAUUUUGAUUGUUUUUGUUAUGGACGUAUUUGAGCAGGGUUCCAAUAUUUUCCACGAAACCUGCUGUCUUAGAAUCCGUAAGUGUACCUUUAAGAUAAUAAUACAAUUCAUUUUGGAAUAAAGAUCGCAUUUCCCUUC